Solea senegalensis (Senegalese sole) is the source of this 3260-nucleotide messenger RNA. Its product is annotated as zinc transporter ZIP12-like. Gene Ontology annotation, molecular function: zinc ion transmembrane transporter activity. Gene Ontology annotation, biological process: zinc ion import across plasma membrane; intracellular zinc ion homeostasis. The coding region runs from base 96 to 2177 and encodes 693 amino acids. The transcript is spliced from 13 exons. NCBI's taxonomy places the organism in Eukaryota, Metazoa, Chordata, Actinopteri, Pleuronectiformes, Soleidae. Gene Ontology annotation, cellular component: membrane. The record is from RefSeq and is a predicted model, not a curated record.
GCCCAAGAAUUCUCCCCAAAUAAGUGGAUCUGCUGUUUAUCCCAGCAGAGGAAAACAAACCUAGUCACAGCAGCCGAGAGAAGCAGAGCUGGAAUAUGCCGUUUGCCAGUCCUGGGAGCUCGAGAGAGUUGGAUGUCCCGCUUAGGAACAUGCACCUGAGGAGCAGACCGAACCUUCUGCUGCUCCUGCUGCCUCUUCUUCUCGCUGGGAAGGUUUUGGAGGUAAAAGGACAGGAGUGGGGCUACCUGCAGGAGGUCCUCAAGGCCUUGGAUCUCCCCGUGGAGACAAACGGAGAACCCCAGCUCCAGACGAACAAAACCGGGGUCCUCAUCGCUGCACUUCUUAAGGCUGUGCACUGUGCAGAGCAGAUUGGGACCUCAGAGGACAACUGUGACAAGUGCUUGACAACAGAUCUGGCUCUCUCUGUGCUCGGAGAUGAAAGGAAGGCGUUCCUCACUGAGGAUGACUACCAGCAGAUCUCAACCGUUCUGCUCUACUACAUAAUUAACAUGAAAGAUCUGUGUGUGUCCAACUCCUCCCCCUCGUCCUCCUCUGCAUCUGACAAUUAUCAGUUCUACCAUCUGGCCCUCACCAAUCUACACCCAGCUGAGGACAACCACUUCUUGUCCCUGAGUGAAACAGAGAGUAUCCUGCAGCUGAUCAACCAGCACUACGACCCGUCCGAUCAAGACACCUCAUCUGAUUUACAAUGUAUCGAUGCCGCUCAUCUACUAGAAGACGUGGACGUAAAAGAACGUCCAGGUGCAGACGAGUCUUCUGUGUCCAGAGUGGCUGCAGCCAUCGUCAGUCACAUCCUGCAGGGACACUGCUUCAGACGGAGGGACCUUCCACCACCUGCUUUCUUCACCAACUACAUUUUACAGUCACUGAAUCAAACGAGUUACCUGCAGCUCGUAGACUUAGAGGAGCUGCUUCAUCAGCUGGGGGUCGGGCUCUCUCGCAACAGGAGGAGGAGAAGCAUCACAGAGCGUCAGGUGGACGUCGCUAACCAGGAAACUGGAGCACGAAGCAGAGAAUGGGCACAGGCGUGUUUUUCAGCCGACCAGUUGGUGGAUAUUUAUGCUCUGGGUCCUCAUUUGCCCAUUUCCAUGAAACACUUUGGACAAAUGUGCCCAGCCAUUAUUCAGCAGUUGCUAGGCAAUGCCUGUGAGUCUGCAGAGGCCAAAACAACAGGAUCACUGCCCACUUCUCUCGAGAAGUACGGCUACAGCACGGCUGCCGUCCUGCUCAUCACUGUGGGCUCCAUGUUUGGUAUCUGCCUGAUCUUCUUCAACUCCUGCCAGGAGACCUACACACUGGUCCUGCAGCUGUUUGUGGGUCUGGCAGUGGGGACGCUCUCAGGAGACGCCCUCCUGCACCUCAUACCGCAGAUAUUGGGCCUCGACUCUCACCACCAUGAUGGUCAUGAUGGACACUACGCUGAAAGGAAGGAGUAUCUGUGGAAGAUUCUGGGCAUCAUCGCUGGGAUUUAUGGGUUUUUUCUGAUUGAAAGAAUCGUCGCCUUUUUAGUUCCUUAUCACGGCCACGGUCACAACAGGGAGCUUCCUUUGGAGCUCAGCUGUAACGGUCAGUCACAGAGGGGCAAGUCCAUCUCCACCAUACAGCUUGGACCGGUGGACGACAUGGAGUGUGCAGAAACGUCUCCUGAACGCACAGACACACGGAGGCCUUCACAUCAGAGAAAGGGGGUUCCUCUGCUGGCUGUGAUGGUAAUUGUGGGAGAUAGCCUGCAUAACUUUGCAGACGGCCUGGCGGUCGGGGCGGCCUUCUCCUUCUCAGCUGAGACGGGCAUGGCGACCACUGUGGCGAUCCUGUGCCACGAGAUCCCACAUGAGAUGGGAGACUUUGCCGUGCUGCUCAGCUCCGGACUCUCGGUGCAGACUGCUGUGCUCAUGAACUUUCUCAGCGCUCUGACGGCCUUCAUGGGCCUCUACAUCGGACUGUUUGUUUCCUCAGAGAUAGAGGUGCAGCAGUGGAUCUUUGCCGUCACUGCUGGGAUCUUCCUCUACUUGUCCUUGGUAGAAAUGCUUCCCGAGAUGAGUCGAGUGAAGAGCGACCGACCCUGUCUCCUGUUUGUCCUGCAGAACCUGGGUCUGCUGAUGGGAUGGGCUUGUCUUCUGCUCCUUGCACUCUUUGAACAUGAACUCAAAUUUUAAAUGCACGCACAAACCCUCAUGCUGUGCGUGCACAACAAUGUUUGUUUCUGCAUCUAGAACAAAUUGUGACUCUUCAUGAUGCUGUAGUAUGAUACAGUAUGAUGUGUAUAGUUCUAUGAAUCCCCGAUUUCUUUUUUUUUAUACGUGAUGAUUUAUUUUUCUAUGUUAGGAGUCCUGGGUGCCAGAAUUCUGGACAAUCACAAUGUGACUCAGUCUAAUGACCUUAUGUGGGAGCAUCAGGUACAACUGUAUUUGUCAGUCAUGGGAAUUAUUUUUUAAUAUUUUGAUUUAUUUUAUAUUUUGAUUUGUAAUUUCUGCAUUAAUGUGAUGUUUAGUUGACACCUGCUAUUUAAGUACCAAAUAGCAAACAUUAGUGCUUUGGACAAAUUGUAUGCGAUAAACCUUGUUCACACACUGCUAGAUGGUAAAUAAGAAUUGUUAAGACUUAAAGACUUGUACUGUGUAACUUUUAAAUCUAAACAAAUUGCAUUUUUAGCCCGUCAGCUCCACAGGACUCUGUUUUUCUCGGUUUAGAUCACAUGUCGUCCGGCACACAGAGCCAACAACACUGCGCCAGUAAAGUGAGGACAGAAGCACCCAUGAAAGGGUUGAGAAAAUAGGUUUAGUACAGAUUAUCAAGCUGAUGUGACUCAUACCUGAUGACACAUAUCUAAUCGCCAAUCCCAAUUAAAAAAAAAAAAAAACAGCACUAUGAACGCGGCAUGACAGGAGUUAUGUACUGCAGCUUUAAGCUGCUUUAUGCAUGUAUUAUUUUUCCAGAAAUAUUGCUUUCAGAGACAUCGUUCUUUGUUUUUUGAGGCCUCUCUGUGAUCCGGUAUGAGUCCACUUCCACCCACCUGAGCCAUUUGUUCUCUUCAUCCACCAACCUGGAUGACUAAUGCUCUGCAGUAAGAGACCGAGAAAGGCUGUGGAGUGAUGCGGCCCACACAGUGCACAUGCUCUUACCCGGCCAGAGUCAGCCUGCAGCACGAGGUGGUGAAAUAAAGAGAAUAUGAUGGAAACGUCAGUACAAUUAAACAAAUAAAAUGCAGUCGUUUAACUGAUUUGAUAUUGACCAAGUGA